UCUCCUCCUCCAAUUCCAGCUUCUUUCCUGAUCCAAGAGGACGUCAGGAUGGAGAACAGGGUGUGGACUGUGUGCCUUUUGGUCAUUUCUUGGCGGUUCGGAUGGACGGAUGCGCAGAGGACGACUAACAUCACCGACCAUGGGCCACUCUUUCCCUGUGGAGGACACAUGGUCACAGACUCGGGCAUGGUGGCCAGCGAAGGCUUCCCUAGUUUCUACAAACCCAACAGCAAAUGCACCUGGUACAUCACUGUCCCAGAGGGUCACGUGGUCAUGUUGUCAUUCCGCCUCUUUGACCUUGAGGCUGACCCCACCUGUCGCUACGACUACCUGGACGUUUACAACGGCCACUCUCGCCUGGUGCAGAAGCUGGGGCGCUUCUGCGGGACCUUCAGGCCUGGAGCUCUCAUCUCCACCUCCAACACGAUGAUGCUGGAGAUGGUGUCAGACGACGCCACUGGAGGAAGGGGGUUCUUGGCGUCCUUCAACGCAGGGAAGCCACACAUGGAAGAAAACCAAUUUUGUGGAGGGCGGCUGACCAAAGCGCAAGGUUCUGUCAAGACGCCCAACUGGCCCAACUCUAAUUACCCAGCAGGUAUCAGCUGCUCCUGGCACAUCUCUGUGGAGCCAAGCAACGUGAUUGAAGUGAAGUUUGAGAAGAUGGAUUUGGAGGCUGAUACGUACUGCCGUUAUGACUAUGUGGCAUUGUUUAAUGGAGGAGAAAGGGACGACUCAAGGAGGAUUGGAAAAUUCUGCGGCGAUAGACAGCCGGGAACUAUAGUGACAAAUGGAAACGAACUCCUUGUUCAGUUUGUGUCGGAUCUUAGUGUAACUUCGGAUGGAUUCUUGGCAUACUACACCAGCGUGCCCCGUGGGUCCCGUACCCCCACUGCAGGAGGGGACUUUCUUUACAGUCUCAAGACCCCUUCUACAACAAGCAAACCAACUGUAAAGCCCAACAGACCGAUCAAACCAACACCAACUACUAGACCAUUUUUGAGAACCACUCCAAAACCUACUCAGAAACCAACAAUAAAGCCAACCCAAAAACCAACCAGGAAGCCAACUUCAAAACCAACAACCAAACCAACCACAAAACCAGCUCCCAAACCACCCCUGAGACCCAGACCAGGCCUUGUAGUCAAACCCACCCCUAAAACCAUUAAAAGACCGUCAGGGAGAAUACCAUUGGUGAAGAAAAUCCCACUUCAUAGAGCUACUCCCAAGCCUUCAGUCAAGCCCACAUCUAAACCCAAACCAACAAAAGCCACACCCAAGUUACCUGAUAGAAAACCCACCAAAAAACCCACGGUCAGACCCAAAGUCAUAAAAACAACUGCUAAACCAAGCACAAUGCCCACAUCCACACGUAAACCUCUGUUAAAAACUAAAACCACCACAAAACCUCGAGUGAAACCAGUAAAGACAACUCCAAAGACUGUCGUUAAAGUCAAACCGUCGGUACCGAGCAAGACGGUAACAAAAAAGCCUUCCGUCAGCAAGAAACCUUUACCACUGAACCCAAUAUGCACACAACCCUGUAAGAGGACAGGAACCCUCCAGUCAAACUUCUGUCCUCAUAGUUUUGUCAUCACUGGCAAAGUCACGUCCGUAAACAAUGGUCCAAGGGGCUCGGCCACAAUUGAGGUGUCGCUGAUCAAGGCCUACAAGACCGGACAACUCAAAAUAACGAAGUCGGGACCGGUCAAGACAGUGGUGCUCACCUCAACCUGCAAGAGAUGUCCUGGAAUUGUCAAAGGUCGAAACUAUGUACUGAUGGGAAAUGUGGAUGAGCGGGGCAACGGCCUCCUGAGCCCCUCCAGCUUCACCCUCCUCUACAAGCCCGUUCACGCCAAACCACUGGACAUGCUUUCAAAAACAGCCUGCUGACAUCACAGCUCCAUCAGCCAAUCGGGAGACAGGAAAUAUUUUCAAGCAACCCUCUUGAAGGAAUUGUUAUGCAAUCAACAUGUGGCUGGAAAAAAGAAAAACUUUAACAUUUUAAACGCUCAAAGUAUUGCAUUUAAAUUUUGUAUGUAAAUGGUACAGUAUAUUAUUCAAGCAACAUAAUGUUAGAAAGUUACCAAUAAACACAUUUUUUGAUCUAA
Molecule: messenger RNA, 2108 nt
Organism: Oryzias latipes (Japanese medaka)
Lineage: Eukaryota; Metazoa; Chordata; Actinopteri; Beloniformes; Adrianichthyidae
Gene: pcolceb
Product: procollagen C-endopeptidase enhancer b
Biological process (GO): proteolysis
Molecular function (GO): collagen binding; protein binding; peptidase activator activity
Source: RefSeq, a predicted model, not a curated record